Messenger RNA from Nycticebus coucang (slow loris), 2694 nucleotides. RefSeq names its product hepatocyte growth factor-regulated tyrosine kinase substrate (gene HGS). The transcript has 21 exons. The coding region runs from base 111 to 2546 and encodes 811 amino acids. The record is from RefSeq and is a predicted model, not a curated record. Gene Ontology annotation, molecular function: ubiquitin binding; metal ion binding; phosphatidylinositol binding. NCBI's taxonomy places the organism in Eukaryota, Metazoa, Chordata, Mammalia, Primates, Lorisidae.
CGAGUUGCGCGCGCGGGGCGGGUGGGGAAGAAGGCGGAAGCGGAAGUCGGGGGCGCGCCACCUCGGAGCUAGGGAGAGCCCGCUUCGUUGGGUCCGGGUCCCAAGUGGCCAUGGGGCGAGGCAGCGGCACCUUCGAGCGUCUCCUAGACAAAGCAACCAGCCAGCUUCUUCUGGAGACAGACUGGGAGUCCAUCCUGCAGAUCUGUGACCUGAUCCGCCAGGGGGACACACAAGCAAAAUAUGCUGUGAAUUCCAUCAAGAAGAAAGUCAAUGACAAGAACCCACAUGUGGCCUUGUAUGCCCUGGAGGUAAUGGAGUCUGUGGUGAAGAACUGUGGUCAGACAGUCCAUGACGAGGUGGCCAACAAACAGACCAUGGAGGAGCUGAAGGAUCUGCUGAAGAGACAAGUGGAAGUAAACGUCCGGAACAAAAUCCUGUACUUGAUCCAGGCCUGGGCACAUGCCUUCCGGAAUGAGCCCAAGUACAAGGUGGUCCAGGAUACCUACCAGAUCAUGAAGGUGGAGGGACAUGUCUUCCCAGAAUUCAAGGAAAGCGACGCCAUGUUUGCGGCUGAGAGAGCCCCGGACUGGGUGGAUGCCGAGGAAUGCCAUCGAUGCAGAGUGCAGUUUGGGGUGGUCACCCGCAAGCACCACUGCCGGGCAUGCGGGCAGAUCUUCUGUGGGAAGUGCUCCUCCCGGUACUCCACCAUCCCCAAGUUCGGCAUUGAGAAGGAGGUGCGUGUGUGUGAGCCCUGCUACGAGCAGCUGAACAAGAAAGCAGAAGGGAAGGCCGCCUCCACCAGUGAGCUGCCCCCGGAGUACCUGACCAGCCCCCUGUCUCAGCAGUCCCAGCUGCCCCCCAAGAGGGAUGAGACAGCUCUACAAGAGGAAGAGGAGCUGCAGCUGGCCCUGGCCCUGUCGCAGUCUGAAGCUGAGGAGAAGGAGAGGCUGAGACAGAAGUCAACAUACACUGUGUACCCCAAGGCAGACCCCACACCCACAGCCUCGUCAGCACCACCCGCCAGCAGCCUAUAUUCAUCCCCUGUGAACUCAUCUGCACCUCUGCCUGAGGACGUCGACCCUGAGCUCGCAAGGUACCUCAACCGCAACUACUGGGAGAAGAAGCAGGAGGAGGCCCGGAAGAGCCCCACACCAUCCGCACCCGUGCCUCUGGUGGAGCCAGGCACACAGCCCACGGAGGGGCACACAGCCCCUACCAGCCUGGUGGAGACGCCCCUCCCGGAGGCUGACUGUCAGCCCGGCGCUCCCCCUGGGGGUCCUUUCAGUGAGCAGCAGUACCAGAAUGGGGAGCCAGAGGAAAGUCAUGAUCAGUUCCUCAAGGCACUGCAGAAUGCUGUCACCACCUUCGUCAACCGCAUGAAGAGCAACCACAUGCGAGGGCGCAGCAUCACCAAUGACUCAGCGGUGCUCUCGCUCUUCCAGUCCAUCAACAGCAUGCACCCACAGCUACUGGAGCUGCUCAACCAGCUGGACGAGCGCAGGUUGCACUACGAGGGUCUGCAGGACAAGCUGGCACAGAUCCGUGAUGCCCGGGGGGCCCUGAGUGCCCUUCGUGAAGAGCACCGGGAGAAGCUCCGCCGGGCAGCUGAGGAGGCUGAGCGCCAGCGCCAGAUCCAACUGGCCCAGAAGCUCGAGAUCAUGCGGCAGAAGAAGCAGGAAUACCUGGAGGUGCAGAGGCAGCUGGCUAUCCAGCGCCUGCAGGAGCAGGAGAAGGAGCGGCAAAUGCGGCUGGAGCAGCAGAAGCAGACUGUGCAGAUGCGCGCCCAGAUGCCCGCCUUCCCCCUGCCCUACGCCCAGCUCCAGGCCGUGCCCACAGCCGGAGGCGUGCUCUAUCAGCCCUCAGGCCCAGCCAGCUUCCCCAGCACCUUCAGCCCCGCAGGCUCAGUGGAGGGCUCCCCCAUGCACAGUGUGUACAUGACCCAGCCGGCCCCCGCCACUGGCACGUACCCCAGCAUGCCUGGCACCACAGCAGAUCCCAGCAUGGUGAGCGCCUACAUGUACCAAGCAGGGGCUGCUGGGGCGCAGGCAGCUCCCCAGGCCCAGGCUGGGCCCACCGCCAGCCCUGCUUACUCAUCCUACCAGCCCACUCCCACACCGGGCUACCAGGUAUGUGGGCAAGGCUGCUCCUGCCUGCCGGGUGGCCCCAGCCCCCUUCUCACUGCACCCAUUCUCUCUGCAGAACGUGGUUUCCCAGGCCCCACAGAGCCUCCCAGCCAUCUCACAGCCCCCACAGUCUGGCACCAUGAGCUACCUGGGCAGCCAGUCAGUCUCCAUGGGCUACCAGCCCUACAACAUGCAGAAUCUCAUGACCACCCUCCCAAGCCAGGACACAGCCUUGCCGCCCCCACAACCCUACGUCCCAGGGCAGCAGCCUGUGUAUCAGCAGAUGGCCGCCCCUGGCGGUACCCCCCAGCAGCAGGCCCCCGUCGCCCAGCAACCGUCUGCGCAGGGGCCCGUGGCACCGGGCAGCGAGGCCCAGCUCAUCUCAUUCGACUGAGCCAGACGGGGAACUCACGUCCAGAGUAACACUAGGUCCACCCAAACCGCUUCUGUCUCUAACUAGGUGUCGUGUCCGCCUCUCUCUUUCCUACUCCCAUAGCCUCCCUUCUCCGCCGCACCGAGCCGCCUCUCUUCCUGUCCCCAGUCUGCAGCUUUCCCAGAACAUCUCUAAUUU